GGAAACCCAACUAUGCGCUCCAACGCAGAAAUCUCCAUACAAAAAAUUUACCAGAGCUAGUUGAGUUCACAACCGCACAACAUGGCACCUCCCCAGGGAAAGCCCGAAAAUGUGCUAAGACUUGCCGAUGAGCUUAUUGCUCUUGAUCAGCAUGGGUCUGCCUUGCAGUCCCUUCAUGAGACCAUCGUUUUGAAAAGGUCCAGAAAUUCUCAAGGAUUUUCUUUGGAGCCCAUCAUGACACGCUUUAUUGAACUUUGUGUCUUUUUACGUAAAGGUAAAAUUGCCAAAGAAGGUCUCUACAUGUACAAGAACGCUGUACAAAAUACCUCGGUGACUGCCAUUGAAAAUGUCGUAAAGCGUUUUAUUGAAUUGGCCAACGAAAAGGUUCAAGAAGCUCAGGCUAGAGCUGAUAAAAUUUCCGUUGAAUUUGUUGACGAUUUGGAGGCUUCUGAAACUCCCGAAAGCAUUAUGAUGUCCUUCGUCUCUGGAGAGAUGUCCAAGACCCGAACUGAUCGUGCUUUGGUCACUCCUUGGCUCAAGUUCUUGUGGGAUGCUUACCGCACAGUUCUUGAUAUUUUGCGGAAUAAUGCUCGUUUGGAAGUCAUGUAUCAAUUGAUCGCCAACUCUGCCUUCCAAUUUUGCUUGAAAUAUCAACGCAAGACUGAAUUCCGUCGUCUCUGUGAGUUGUUGCGUUCCCAUCUUGGUAAUGCUUCCAAGUUCUCUAAUGCUCCUCAUUCAAUAAACUUGAAUGAUGCUGAGACCAUGCAACGUCACUUGGACAUGCGGUUUUCCCAACUUAACGUAGCCGUUGAAUUGGAGCUUUGGCAAGAGGCUUUCCGUUCAAUUGAGGAUAUCCACAGUCUUUUAACUUUCUCCAAACGCGCACCUUCUCCUGUCAUGCUUGGUAAUUACUACCGUAAACUCAUUAAGAUCUUUUUGGUUUGCGAUAAUUUCUUGUUGCAUGCAGCUGCUUGGAACAGAUAUUUCACCUUCACUAAUGUUCAAAAGCCUGCCACAGCCAAUUUUGUUAUCCUUAGUGCUCUUUCAAUUCCUAUUAUUGAUGCCUCUAAGUUCUCAGGUCCCCCUCUUGAUGCUGAAGACGCUAAAAGCAAGAAUGCUCGUUUGGCUAUCUUGUUAAACAUGUCUAAAGCCCCCAACCGUGAGGCUUUGGUAAAGGAUGCUGUUAACCGUAACGUUUUGAGCUACUGUGAUCCUGCUAUUCGGGAUCUUUAUAGGAUUUUGGAAGUUGAUUUCCAUCCUUUGAGCAUCUGCAAAAAAUUGCAGCCCAUUUUGAAGAAAUUGGCUGAAAACACCGAUACCGCGCAGUACAUCCGUCCCCUUCAGCAAGUUAUCCUUACCCGUCUUUUCCAACAACUUUCUCAAGUUUAUGAUGCUGUUUCAUUGAAAUUCGUUAUGGAUUUGGCUACUUUUGAUGAACCUUACUCCUGUACCUAUGGUCAGAUUGAGAAAUUUAUAAUGAAUGGCAACAAAAAGGGUGCUUUCUCAAUUCGUGUCAAUCAUAUUGAAAACUCUAUCACAUUCGCAUCUGAUCUCUUCGCCAACCCUGUUAGCUCUCACGCUGAUGCUGCAACUUUGCAAUCCACCCCUGCUGAGCUCAUCACUAACCAGCUUUCUCGAAUUGGAAAAUCACUUACGAGUGUAUUGAUGCGCUUUGAUACCGACUUCUAUCUUCUCCGUAAGCAACAAUCUGAAGCUGCUUACGAGCGCGCCUUAGCAGGUGUUGAGCAAGAAAGAAAGGCUGUUGUUGCUCAACGUAGCUUGCUCGAAUUGCGCCGUGGCCAAGCCGAUACCUUGGCUACCCAGCGCGAAGCUGAACUUGCUGCUCAACGUGCUCUUAAGCAAAAGCAGGAAGCUGAAGCUGAAGCUCGCCGUGUUCAUGAAGAAGCUAUGAAGCGUAAUGCCGAAAGAAUUCGUCGUGAAAAGGAAGCUAUUCGCAUUGAGGAAGCUAAGAAAUUGGCUAACGAACUUAAGGCGAAGGGUGGAUUGGAAGUCGACGCUGAAGAAUUGGAAAAUUUGGAUGCUGACAAGUUGAGAGCUAUGCAAAUCGAGCAGGUUGAGAAGAAGAAUAGAAGCAUGAACGAGCGUCUUCGUAUUAUUGGUAAAAGAAUUGAUCAUUUGGAACGUGCCUAUCGCCGUGAAGCUAUUCCUCUCUUAGAGGAAGAUGCUAGAAAACAAGUUGAAGAAGAUCAUAAGGCCUUUAUCCAAAGAGAGAAGCAACGUAAAGAGGUUCAAAGUCAGAAGCAUGAAGAAGCUUUGAGAGAUAAGAAUAUAUUCUCCAAAUUUGCUUCAUAUAUUCAAAGCUAUAAGCAAGGAAUUGAUGAUGAUCGUGAGAAGGCCUAUCAAGAUGCUUAUGCCCGUACCAAGGACGUAAUAGAAGCUGAACGUGAACGACAACGCCAGAUGAUUUACGAACAGAAGUUGGCUGAUGCAGUUGCUGAAGCUGAAGAAGCUGCUGUUAGAGCUGAAGAAGAAGAGAAGAUGCAUCAGCGAAGAGAGCAAGAAGCUGCUCAACGCAAGGCCGUGGAAGAAAAGGCGCUUGCCUCUAAGGAAGCUAGAGAGCGCGAACAAGCAGAAAUGAACGAAAAGCUUGAACGUCAACGAAUUAUGCAAAUGAAGCGUGAAGAAGAAGCCGCUCGCAAGAUUGCUGCUAAGAAAGCCAACUUGGGCUUAGGUUCAGGUGCUCAAACUCCUCCGGCUGUUGGUGCAUGGAAACGUAGUGGUGCUACUCCCCCUCCUCCUUCCGGUGGUACUCAAAGAUAUAUUCCUCCUCGUGCUCGUGGUGCUGCAGCUGAUAGUUCCCGAGACUCCCUACCUCCAUCUAGAAGCGGAAGAGGAGCCUAUGUUCCUCCUAGCAAGCGCCAACAACAGCAGUAAGUUGCUUACUGUCUUCAUGGUUGAAUAAAAAUAUAGUAGGGCUUAAUAGUUAUCUCCUUGUGGAGAUGGAAUUUUGAAAUAUUAAGAUGCAGAAGUAAUUUCUGUUUAUUACUAUACUAGGUUUGAAUCAAAUCACUGAUACAUUAAUAUUUAAAGCAUUCAGAUUUAGUAUCAAUUCAUAAUGUGUAGAAUUAUGACUGUAACAUCCCAAAUAGUAUCAUACUUAGUGC
Schizosaccharomyces octosporus yFS286 is the source of this 3125-nucleotide messenger RNA. RefSeq names its product translation initiation factor eIF3a. Gene Ontology annotation, biological process: translation reinitiation; formation of cytoplasmic translation initiation complex. Lineage: Eukaryota; Fungi; Ascomycota; Schizosaccharomycetes; Schizosaccharomycetales; Schizosaccharomycetaceae. Gene Ontology annotation, molecular function: mRNA binding; translation initiation factor activity. Gene Ontology annotation, cellular component: multi-eIF complex; eukaryotic translation initiation factor 3 complex, eIF3e; eukaryotic translation initiation factor 3 complex, eIF3m. The record is from RefSeq and is a predicted model, not a curated record. The transcript is spliced from 2 exons. The coding region runs from base 82 to 2895 and encodes 937 amino acids.